AUGGGUGGUGGUGCUAAGAAACCCACGAACAUCUUCAAGCUGUCUCUAGGCGACGAUCCAAAAGAGGUCAACAACUGGCGACUAUGGUUCGCUGCCAUCUCCUUCGGCAUCAUGGGUGCCGCUAGAGGUAUCGACGAAGGUCUUAUCAGUGGUACUUUCAACACAAAAUCAUUCCAGAGCCUACACCACCUCAAACAAUUAUCACCUACCGAGUAUGCCAAUGUCAAGGGCAAUGUCAGCGCCAUGGUCCAGAUAGGAUCCGUUGCUGGCGCACUGCUAGCCUUUUUGCUCGCUGACCGUAUCGGUCGUAUAUGGGCCACUCGACAACUCUGUCUUUUAUGGAUACUCGGCAUCGUCAUCUUCAUGACCAAUCAGGGACGAAUGGGCCAGGUCUAUGCCGGGCGGUUCAUCGCCGGUGUUGGCAUAGGUGAGACGACUGUGAUCGCCCCGGUCUACAUCAGCGAGAUUGCUCCCAAAUCCAUCCGUGGUCUCUGCGUAUGCAUCUUUUCGGGCUCAGUGUACAUCGGGAUAAUGCUAGCUUACUUUGCAACGUACGGCGCAUCUUUACAUAUCAGCUCAAAGUCGAACUCACAAUGGUUGGUCCCAACUUCUCUACAUCUCAUCUUCGCCGGCCUCAUUUUUGUCCUCUCCUGGUUUCAGCUCGAGUCACCUCGUCUGCUGAUCAAGAAGGGCGACAGACAACAUGCAACCAGAAAUCUCUCGAAGCUUCGCCAUCUGCCCGAAGAGCACAUCGUCGUCCAGCACGAAAUCAACGAGAUGGUUCGUCAGCUUCAUGAGGAGGAAGAAGCCACCAUGGGAGCUGGCUGGCUUGGCUACCUCAAGGAGAUGUUCUUGAUCAAGGAGAACUUCUACAGGAUCUAUCUUGGAUUCUUCGUGCAAUUACUCUCACAAUGGUCUGGUGCUGGUUCAAUCACCGUCUACGCCCAAGACUUCUUCGCACUUCUCGGCACUACCGGACAGCAGGAGAAACUCUUCGCAACCGCCAUCUUCGGUGUUGUCAAGUUCGUUGCUGCAAUCAUGUGCGCUCUCUUCCUGGUCGAUGUCAUCGGUCGAAAGCGUUCCCUGGCCAUCGGUAUCUUCCUCCAGGCCAUUUCAAUGAUCUACAUCGCAGGAUUCCUAACAGCAGUUCCAAACAUCGACGAAGAAGGAUUUGAAUUUACGCCAACUCAAAAGCACGCUUCGCUCGGUGCUAUCGUCUUCAUCUAUGUCUCUGGUUUCGGAUGGGCCAUGGGCUGGAACUCAAUCCAGUACCUCAUCAACGCCGAAAUUUACCCUCUACGAAUUCGAGCCAUCUCCAGCUCAUUUAUCAUGUGCUUCCACUUCGUCAACCAGUACGGUAACUCGCGCGCUGUUCCUCAGAUGCUUCUGUCAACCAAGGAAGGAGGUCUGAGCUCCGCAGGGACAUUCUGGUUCUUCGCAGUGAUUACCGUUAUUGGCUUCUUCUGGGCUUGGUUCUUCAUCCCAGAGACGGCUGGUCUCAGCCUCGAGAGCAUGGACAAGCUGUUCACGCUCAAGUGGUACCAGAUUGGACGCAUGGGUCGUGCUGUCGCCAACGAAGCAGAGCAAAGAUCGAUUGAGAGAACUUUGCAGGAGAAGGGUGCCGUUGAGCUUGUUGAGGAGACUGGUGAGAAGAGAGAUACUAGAGUAUAA
Lithohypha guttulata is the source of this 1671-nucleotide messenger RNA. RefSeq lists its product as uncharacterized. The record is from RefSeq and is a predicted model, not a curated record. NCBI's taxonomy places the organism in Eukaryota, Fungi, Ascomycota, Eurotiomycetes, Chaetothyriales, Trichomeriaceae. Gene Ontology annotation, biological process: carbohydrate transport; transmembrane transport. Bases 1 to 1671 code for a protein of 556 amino acids. Gene Ontology annotation, cellular component: membrane. The transcript has a single exon. Gene Ontology annotation, molecular function: carbohydrate:proton symporter activity.